Cornus florida is the source of this 3182-nucleotide messenger RNA. RefSeq names its product B3 domain-containing transcription repressor VAL2-like. The record is from RefSeq and is a predicted model, not a curated record. Bases 415 to 2982 code for a protein of 855 amino acids. The transcript has 14 exons. NCBI's taxonomy places the organism in Eukaryota, Viridiplantae, Streptophyta, Magnoliopsida, Cornales, Cornaceae. Gene Ontology annotation, molecular function: DNA binding; zinc ion binding.
CACAAAACCGUCGGGUGGAUCUUAUCAAGUGUCCGAAAGUGGGCAAUAGAAGGAAAAGGGUGAAGUGGGGAGACGACCUCGCGGUGUCUUCAAGUGUCGUGCAUGCAUUUUGCGCAUCUCAUCUCUGUUCUGUUUGCUUUGCAUGCACACCAUAGAUAGCUUUCUCUCUCUUCUUCUUCUUCUUCUCUCUCUACAUCUAUUCUCAUAACCCUUCAAUCCCAAGAACCUCCAUCGUCGUCUUAAUCUCACCUUCACUGAGUUGACCCACUCCUCUAGCUCACAGAUUCACUCUGAAAGUUGAAGUCUUUCUGUAUAAUCAAGAGCUAACCACACCAAAUUCAUGGCUUUUCUGUAAUGUUUGUAUUCAUGUCAAUGUGGCAUUCAAGAGAUUGGUGUUAGGUUUAAUUUGGGUUAAUGGCAAAGAUUUGCAUGAACCAAGUGUGCCGGGCACCGACGAGCCUCGAGUGGAAGAAAGGUUGGGGAUUGAAAUCAGGUGGAUUCGCCACUCUCUGUUACAACUGCGGAUCUGCCUAUGAAAAUUUAAUUUACUGCGAGACAUUCCACCUGGAGGAAACUGGUUGGAGAGAAUGCAGAUUCUGUGGGAAGCGUAUCCAUUGUGGAUGCAUUGCUUCAAAAGAUUUGCAGGAUUACCUGGAUUUUGGAGGUGUAGGGUGUAUAAACUGUGCAAAGAGUUCGGAGAUUCACUCAGUAAGACCAAUUAUGAUUCCAAGUAAUGAUAUUCCCAGUGGAUUUGGCACACUGACAACAAAUGAUAUAUGUGAUCUACAAUCCUCUGUUGGUGAAAAUAAAAUCAAUGGAAUUAUUGUUGAUAAGAGGAGGGUUAUGCAGUUGAGAAAAACAACGGAAGUGAAUGAGAUCAGCCACUUCCCUCAAGCUCAGAAUGGUGACUUAAAUGCAUCUCUUCUUCAAAGGAAACCUGAAGACAUCAUACGUCCGGUUGGGGAAGCCAGCAAAGCUUUUCCAAAUCUGACAGAACAUUCAGUUGUAUCAUCCAUAUUUGCUAAACCAGACAAUAACAUAAUAAUGCAAGGGGUUAAAGAUAUGUAUGAAUCACUCACUCAACCAUCCUUAAGUUUCUCACUAAGCCCUCCUUUGGGUACUACAAAUUCUGCAUUACCUUUUCCUGGUGGGGUUUUGGAAGGAAGGGAACAGAGCAAACUUCCUCCUUUUCAACAAGGGCAAAGGACACGCCAUAUUUUGCCCAAGCCCCCCAAAAGUGGCCUCACUAUCGGCUUAGAGGCGAAUAAGGAGAUGGUUUCUCAGGCGCGCACUGCCCGACCUCCUGCUGAAGGGCGGGGCAGGAACCAGUUACUUUCACGGUACUGGCCAAGAAUUACUGACGAAGAAUUACAGCAGUUAUCUGGAGAUUUGAAUUCCACUAUUGUGCCGUUGUUCGAAAAGGUUUUGAGUGCCAGUGAUGCAGGUCGAAUUGGUCGUUUAGUCCUCCCCAAAGCCUGUGCUGAAGCGUAUUUUCCACCUAUUUAUCAGUCAGAUGGUCUACCAGUAAGGAUUCAGGAUAUAAAGGGUAAAGAGUGGACAUUUCAGUUCAGAUUUUGGCCCAACAAUAAUAGCCGGAUGUAUGUGUUAGAGGGUGUAACCCCUUGCAUACAGAAUAUGCAAUUACAAGCUGGUGAUACUGUGACUUUUAGUCGCAUAGAUCCUGGCGGUAAACUUGUCAUGGGCUUUCGGAAGGCAGCAAACCCUGUUGAUGUGCAGGACAACCAAGUAUCUGUCCUACCUAAUGACGCUCCUUCUGGAGAAGGCUCCUUCUCUGGUGCUAAUGAAAACCUGGUUACAAGUGGAGGUAGGACAAAUGAGGACUCAUCGCAGCAGUCAUUUCUGAUUCCAGAGAAGAAGAGGACUCGAAACAUUGGGUUAAAAAGCAAGAGACUACUCAUGCAUAGUGAAGAGGCUAUGGAGCUGAGACUCACAUGGGAAGAAGCUCAGGAGUUGCUUCGCCCACCCCCGAGUGCCAAGCCAACCGUUGUCAUGAUUGAGGAGCAUGAAUUUGAAGAAUAUGAUGAACCACCAGUUUUUGGAAAGAGGACUAUAUUCACCACACGAGCAUCUGGGGAACAGGAACAAUGGACUCACUGCGAUAGUUGCUCCAAAUGGCGAAAGUUGCCUGUGGAUGUUCUUCUCCCUCCGAAGUGGACAUGUUCAGAAAAUAUUUGGGAUCCAAGCAGAUGUUUAUGUUCUGCACCUGAAGAUAUGAGUCCAAAGGAUCUGGAAAGCUUUUUCAGAGUUGGCAAGGAUUUUAAGAAACGAAGAACCAUAGAAAGCCGCAAGGUAGGCCAAGAACACGAGCCCUCUGGAUUAGACACCUUGGCCACUGCUGCAGUCCUAGGAGACAAUGUGGGUGAGUUAGGUGAUCUGUCAGUUGGAGCCACUACAAAACAUCCUAGGCAUCGUCCUGGCUGCAGUUGCAUCGUCUGCAUUCAGCCCCCUAGUGGGACCGGCAAGCACAAGCCCAGUUGCAUAUGCGUUGUGUGCAUGACCGUGAAGCGCCGGUUUAGAACCCUCAUGUCGCGGAAGAAGAAACGCCAAUCAGAACAUGAAGCAGAAAUUGCCCGGAGGAAGGACCAGGUUCCUCCAAGGGAUGAAUCAGAGAUGGCUGGCACAUCUGAACAUCCAUUGCCGCAUAUAAACCAUUCAGAUAAUGAAAUAACCGGGGUUAGAACACAAAUGGAGGUGGCUGAGUCCAGCAAGGAACAGCUAGACUUGAAUUGCCAUCCCAACCGUGAAGACGACCUUCUAACAGAGACAACAGGAGCGAGCAUGACCAGACUUGUUCAUGCAGCAAGCCUUCCACUAGAGACGUACAUGAGGCAGAAUGGGCUCUCAAACUUGCGCCCCUGUUUGCUCUCACCAGCCUCUUGUGAGAACGAGGGAAGCCCACCUGAUGAAGGGUAUUUUGCAUCUCUAGUACCAGAGUAUGAGAACAUGAGUGAUGAAGGAUAAUCUCAGCCCAAACGAGGCUGUUAUAAUUUUCCUUUUUUCAUUAUUUACAGGUUUAAAAUUAUAUAUGAUAUCUGUUUUCUUCCCCAACGGAUAAUGUUAUGUGUCUCCACAAUCAAAGAGUGCACUGUGUCUUACAAUGAUUUGUGCUUUGAUCUCUUCUGUUGACAGUAAUGGGUUAUCAUAUGUAUCUUUGACCGUAA